Misgurnus anguillicaudatus (oriental weatherfish) is the source of this 1085-nucleotide messenger RNA. The record is from RefSeq and is a predicted model, not a curated record. NCBI's taxonomy places the organism in Eukaryota, Metazoa, Chordata, Actinopteri, Cypriniformes, Cobitidae.
CCUCCGUUCUGACACUGACAUGAAUUAAAUGAUAAAGUAUUUUGUAGUAUUUUGUUCUGCUGCACAUGAGUGUAAUUGUGUAAUAUUUCAUUGAAAUUUGAAAGUCUGUGGAAAGUCUUUGUGUCUACAGAAAUUAACUGGUGAUCUACAGGACUGAUCUGUUGCAGAUGGCGGUGUUAAAGCAUUAUCUUUGUGCAGCACUGAUCCUAAUACAGUUUGUGCCGGAUCUAUUGGCUGCCUCGGACAGCAGCUGUCCGGCCUUCGCUGGGGUGCCUGGUACACCUGGACACAACGGCAGCCCUGGCAGGGAUGGUAGAGAUGGAAGAGAUGGUUUUCCUGGGCAAAAAGGGGAGAAAGGAGAUCCAGGAAUUGGUGCGCAGGGUCCUCCAGGCAAAAUGGGACCUGCGGGUUUAAUAGGCUCUAAAGGAGAAAAAGGAAAUGCAGGUCCACCAGGUGGUGAUGUUCAAAGCACAUUAACUGCACAACAGUCAGAUGUCAAAUACCUUACAGAGAGACUCACUGUGGUAGAAAAAGUCCUAGGAUUUCAGACCUUCAAGAAAGUUGGAAAGAAAUAUUUUGUGUCUGAUGGGCUGGUGGCAAAUUUUGAAAAGGCACAAAGCUUAUGCUCCGACACUGGGGCUAAAAUUGCCCUGCCGAGAAAUGAAGAUGAAAAUAAAGUGCUGGUGUCAAUGAACGAUACACUUAAAUCUACAUUUAUAUACAUCGGUGCAACAGAUAAAGAGAAAGAAGGACUUUUUGUAGAUAUUGAUAACCAGCCGCUAACUUUUACAAAAUGGAAAAAAAAUGAGCCAAAUGAUUAUAAUGGGAAUGAGGACUGUACAAUUGCUGAAAAAAGUGGUGUAUGGAAUGACAUAAGGUGUACUUUUGAAGCAAAUGUGGUGUGUGAACUAUGAAUAUGUUACCAGUCAGAUUUUGAAAUUGCGAUUAAUCUAAUUUCCUCUUAAUAAUUUAGUUACAAAAACAUUGAAGGCACACCUAUUGGUUUUCUUAUGAAAUUUAAUCAUUUUUAUAAUGAUAUGUUGUAAAUCUCCCACAAGCCACCAUAAUAAAAUGACCUCACAAGA